AUGAUUCAAACAGGCCCUCAUUCCAGCGGCCGCGGCGCGAAGCUCGUGCACUCCCGGCCAGCGCCCUCAGCGCCUGCUGCUGAGGCCUCACCCCAAAGCCAAGAAACAAGAAGCCCCAGCUUGCUGGGAAGCGAGAACCCCAAGGACGUCCCUGGUGCUGCAGCAGCAGCAGCAGCAGCAGCAGGAAGCCAGUCAGAGUCGGAAGCAGCAGCGCCUGCUGCACUGCGUCUGCCGCGGAUUCCCUCGCUGCGGGAGCCGCUGCCGAAGCGGAGGCAGUCGCGCCUGGAGAAGUAUUUGGCUAGUCGAGACCAGUACAUGGGGAAGUACACAAGACUUAGCAUUUAUUUCAAAGUUGCUGCUCGCAUGGGCAACUGCAGCUGCAGCAGCAGCGCCGAGAGCGACAGCGGCAGCAGCAGCAGCAGCGAAACCACGCGCCGCCGACGCCCCCGCAGCAGCAGCAGCAGCGCAGCGCAGCAGCAGUCCUCCUACAGAGAAACCAGGCUGGCCACUCCUAGGGAACAUAGGGGGCCCCCUUCCCCGGGUACCCAGGAGGGGGGCCCCCAUAAGAAGCGCCGCUCUCUGGACUCUUUUGUCCACGCAGUAGCAGAACAGCUCACAGCUUCCCCCGCAGCCCGGGGAGGCCCCCCCAGCCAAACAGGGGGGGCCCCCAGGGGGGCCCCCGGGGGCCCCAGGACCCCCCAGUCGGACGCUGAAGCCGAGACCCCCCAGGCCCCUCAAGAAGACCCUGAAGAGGCCUAUGACGCGGACUACGAGAGCGACGCAGGAGAGUACGACGAGUUCUUCUAA
Messenger RNA from Eimeria tenella, 807 nucleotides. RefSeq lists its product as uncharacterized. The coding region runs from base 1 to 807 and encodes 268 amino acids. The transcript has 2 exons. The record is from RefSeq and is a predicted model, not a curated record. NCBI's taxonomy places the organism in Eukaryota, Apicomplexa, Conoidasida, Eucoccidiorida, Eimeriidae.